GUUCGCCUUCGCCCGAUGACCUGAGCGGCGGCGGCGGCCUUCGGGGGGCACGGUUGGACGGGUGGCCUUAGCUCUCCGUUAUUUCUUUUAUUUCUCGGCUUGACCAGAUGGCAUCAUUGGGUCCUGAUCAGCAUGUGGAGGCGACCAUUGAAUCAACAGAGCAGUCCGAGGGUGUCACCCUCUACGUUAUCAGCAUUAGUGUUGGACCUGUUAAAUGGACUGUAAAGAAGAGAUACAAUGCCUUUGCCGAGCUCCACGACAAACUUGUUAGCAACCAUGGCCUUGCCCGAGAUUUGCUCCCUCCUAAAAAGAUCAUUGGAAACAAAGAUCCAACUUUUAUUGAGAAGAGAAGAACUGAUCUCCAGUUGUAUUUACAGACAAUCCUCAAUUUCAUGCAUCAUGCAUUACCCCGUGAAUUGGCAGAAUUCCUCGACUUCCACAUUUAUGAACUUACUCAUUUACUACAGUCCAUGGCAAGACUCUUUUUCCAUGAGGCAGAUAAACUACUGGCAGAUGGCAAGCCAGUCACUCUAACACCUUUGCAGCUACAUGCGAUCUCCUUCCGUCUGAAGAACCCUCUACCAACUAACGUAGCCUCGGAACAAGAGACUGAUUUUAGUCACGUUGCUGAUUUUGUCUCCCAGAUUAAACACCUUGUCAUUCAAGGCAGUAAUGAGUGUCUGAGAAUCUUGUUGCAAUUUGACACCAGGCCAGAGUUCUAG
Messenger RNA from Penaeus indicus, 722 nucleotides. Its product is annotated as nischarin-like. Bases 108 to 722 code for a protein of 204 amino acids. Gene Ontology annotation, cellular component: intracellular membrane-bounded organelle. The record is from RefSeq and is a predicted model, not a curated record. Gene Ontology annotation, molecular function: phosphatidylinositol binding. Lineage: Eukaryota; Metazoa; Arthropoda; Malacostraca; Decapoda; Penaeidae. The transcript has 5 exons.